GAAACCAAGCUUCGACUGGAUACAUACAUUUGCCUAGGCUUACUGUUAGGUAAAACAGUCUCCAAAUACAAAGUUUGCAACCACCGCUGUACACGCCCUGCGCCACUCGGCGGUAGGGCUAGAACGGCAAUUCCCGUGGGACUGUGCGGCAACCUCGCGAGAGCUGGCUUAAAUGCAGCGGCGGGAAGACGACAGCCGUGGCUACCCCAGCAGUUAGUUGAGAGGUGGACCUCUGAAACUAUGGCAGACAGCUACAGCUCCGACAACGAGCCAACGACGCGCACGCUGCUGCGGCGUGUGCUGGAUACAGAGUGCCCACGCACCCCGCGGCGACCCCGGAGUACUCGGGCUGGUGCCCGGAGAGCCCUGCUUGAAACACCUUUCUCUAUGAGGCUGAGGAGCCAAACAAAGACAACUUCUCGGCAGCCUUCCCAUAGAGCCAGGUCUGUUGGCAGAUUGGCCCACAUUCAAGCCAGUGGACACCUGAAGGAACAGACCCCCCGGACUCUGCUGGAGAACAUCCUACUAACUGCCCCAGAAUCUUCCAUGGUCAUGCCAGAGCCAGAGGUGAUGCCAGUGCCAGCACCGCAGGUGGUCCAGCCCUCCAGCUGGGAAAGCAGUCGGGGCAGCCUGGAACUGCAACUUCCUGAGCUUGAACCCCCCACAACCCUGGCUCCAGAUCUGCUGGCUCCUGGCAGGAGGAAGCAGAGGCUGAGAUUGUCAAUGUUUCAGCAAGGAAUGGACCAGGGGCUGCCUCUCUCCCAAGAGCUUCAUGGGAAAGCUGAUGCCUCCUCCCUCACCAGCUCCCUCAACCUGACCUUUGCCACACCUUUCCACCCACAAUCAGUGAAGAGGCCUGGUUUGGCCCGCAGACCUCCUACACGCCGAGCUGUAGAUGUGGGUGUAUUUUUGAAGGAUCUGCAAGAUACUUCUAUGGCCUUGGCUGCUCCAGGUGAUAGCCUCAGAACCCCUGUUGCUACCCUACCAACGAACACUGCAUUGGAGGACACCCAGCCUUUCUCCCAGCCUUUGAUUGGCCAUUCCCCCAGUGUGCACCACUCCCUGACCUGCCCCUCUUUCUCUGCUGAGAGGGCUGUCAGUUGGAGGACACAUCGCAGUAGGCCUGGGCUACAGAACAACAGUCCUGGGAAACCAGCCCAGCUUCUGGCAGGAAAGGCAAAGGAGGUUGAUGCUCUUGGUAUGGGUUUCCUAAACACUAGCAAUAAUAUCUCUGGAGAAGAUGGACUAGAGCCCUUACACGAUGGAGUUGGUGAGGAGGUAGAGGAAAUGAUGGAAGAAUGCUUGAGCAUGAGCGAAGUGAAGGAGGCAGCAGUGGCACAAGGAUCUCUCAGAGCAGAAGAGCCUGAGAGACACACAGAAGUGAUGAAAUCAGAGGGAUCCCAGGGGACUAUUGAGGCCAAGGAACCAAAAAGAUCUUCAGGGGAUAAGGACACCUCUGGUAGAGCAGCAAGUCCAGAGUUGGCCUGCAGCACGCCAGAGUUUCCUCAGGCCAGGCAACUUCAUUUUCUUGAGCCAGCUCGACCCACAAGCACUGCAAUUUUAUCUUCAGAGCCUCUGGAGCCUCUAUCAGCUAGGCUUCCUCCCAGGGCCCGAACUGCUGGCCCCAGAAUCCGUCAAGAUCCCUAUAAGACUGGACUGAGCCACUAUGCUAAGCUCUUCAGCUUCUAUGCUAAGAUGUCCAUGGAGAAGAAGGCUGUUGAGAUGGUGGAGAAGUGCCUGGAUAAAUAUUUCCAACAUCUGUGUGAUGACCUGGAGGUAUUUGCUGCUCAUGCUGGCCGCAAGACUGUGAAGCUAGAGGACCUGGAGCUGCUGAUGCGACGGCAGGGCCUGGUCACUGACCAAGUCUCCCUGCACGUGCUUGUGGAGCGGCACCUGCCCCUGGAGUACCGGCAGCUGCUAAUCCCUUGUGCGUUCAGUGGCAACUCUGUCUUCCCUGCUCAGUAGUGGUCAGCCCUUGACAACUGCCUUGACCUCACCAGGGGCCCCUUGGCACCACAUAUUCUUCCAGUUCUCCUCCCCACCCCCAUCAUCAAUAAAGUGUCACAAACAGAA
Molecule: messenger RNA, 2073 nt
Organism: Pteropus alecto (black flying fox)
Lineage: Eukaryota; Metazoa; Chordata; Mammalia; Chiroptera; Pteropodidae
Gene: CENPT
Product: centromere protein T
Exons: 13
Coding region: 241-1965 (574 amino acids)
Biological process (GO): chromosome segregation; kinetochore assembly; mitotic cell cycle
Cellular component (GO): kinetochore
Molecular function (GO): protein heterodimerization activity; DNA binding
Source: RefSeq, a predicted model, not a curated record